Molecule: messenger RNA, 1665 nt
Organism: Prosopis cineraria
Lineage: Eukaryota; Viridiplantae; Streptophyta; Magnoliopsida; Fabales; Fabaceae
Product: late embryogenesis abundant protein ECP63-like
Exons: 3
Coding region: 92-1525 (477 amino acids)
Source: RefSeq, a predicted model, not a curated record
UCAUAUACCAGCACCAUAAGAAAACGAAAUCCAACGCUUGAAAGUAAUAUCUGUUUGCUUGCAGCGGGUGAGAAAGCGAAAAGGGAGAGCAAUGGCCUCAAGACAAUUCGAGGAAGAACGAGCUGAGGCAGCGGCGAAGCUUGCCGCUAAAGAUGUGGAAGACGUGAACAGAGAAAGAGUUCGCGAGGAAGGGAAUAAUAUCAGUUCAGAAAGGAGAUUCAGGGAGGAACGUGCGGAGGCAGCCUCUAAGUUAGCCGCAAAGGACCUCGAAGAAGCCAACAGAGAGAGGCAUGAAGAAGCAGGUCAUCGAUACAGUGACCAGCAGAAGCCUGGCGUUAUAGGGUCCAUGUUAAGAGCAGUGCAAGAUACAUACGAGCACGCAAAGGAAGCUGUGGUUGGAAAGCGUCAUGAGGCUGGCGAGGAUAAAGGAGAAGUGAGAGACAUAUCAGCUGACAAGUCUCGUGGGGUUUAUGAUUCGGCGACAGGGAAGGCUAAGGAGUACAAGGAUUACGCUGCAGAGAAGGCGAAGGAGACUAAGGAUGCGACCAAGGCAAAAGCUGGAGAAUACACAGAUUACUCGGCUCAGAUGGCCCAAGAAACAAAGGAUGCAACCAAGGAAAGAGCAGGGCAUGCUGCAGAGAAAGCGAAGGACGAGACAAUGCAGAAAACAGGUGAGUACACAGACUAUGCAACCCAGAAGGCCAAGGAAGCUAUGGACACCACGAUGCAAAAAGCAGGGGAAUACAAGGAGUAUGCAUCAGAGAAAGCCAAGGAAGGUAAGGACGCUACUGUGCAGAAGGCAGGGGAGUACAAAGACUACACAGUUGAGAAAGCUAAAGAAGGGAAGGACACUACCGUGGGGAAGCUUGGGGAGUUGAAGGACUCCGCCUCGGAUGCCGCUAGAAGGGCUAUGGGUUACUUGACCGGAAAGAAAGAUGAUGCUAAGCAGAUGGCUUCGGAGACGGCGGAAUCGGCCAAGAAUAAGGCUGCUGAGACUGCGGAGGCGACCAGGCAGAAGGCUUCGGAGACUAGCGAGUCGGCUAAGCAUGUGGCUAAUGAGACGGCGGAAGCGACUAAGCAGAAGGCACAGGCAGCCAUGAAUAAGGCCGGGGAAACCAAGGAGGCGGCCAAGCAGAAGACCACAGAAGCGACGGAAACGGCUAAGAAGAAGACUGCAGAAGCCACCGAAGCAGCCAAACAGAAAGCUGCAGAGACAAGAGAGAAGACCAAGGAGAAACUGAGCGGAACAGAGGAGGAGGCAAGGCGGGAAAUGGAAGAGUUAAAGCUACAAGGAAAAGACCAUGGAGACGAAGCAAGCCGAAAGGCCAAUGAAUCCAAGCUCGAGGGUGAUCGAGAGAGGGAAGUGAGGGGGCAGAAGGUGGUGAUAGACGUGAGAGAGAGUCGGCCAGGACAGGUGGCGACGAAGCUGAAAGCAUCGGACCAGAUGGCUGGCCAGACCUUCAACGACGUGGGACACUUCGGUGAUGAAGGCGUGAGCCGCUCGGACCGCCGCGAGAAGAUGUGAUCCUGGCUGGCCAAUGCUAGUGGAUUUAUAUUUCAGUAUAUAUAUAUCUCAAUUAAUGCAAGUUGUUUGCUAUGUACUCCAGAAUGGACUCUAGAAUGGACUCUCAAGUUAAAAAUAUGAAUUCCAUGAAGUUUCUCUUU